Molecule: messenger RNA, 2922 nt
Organism: Drosophila serrata
Lineage: Eukaryota; Metazoa; Arthropoda; Insecta; Diptera; Drosophilidae
Product: aminopeptidase Ey-like
Biological process (GO): proteolysis; peptide catabolic process
Cellular component (GO): membrane; cytoplasm
Molecular function (GO): peptide binding; zinc ion binding; metalloaminopeptidase activity
Source: RefSeq, a predicted model, not a curated record
GUUCCGAUUGUUAAUCUCAUCUCAUUCGAUCGUCGAGUUGCGUUGAGCUCAGAGAAUCGCAGUAUGAAAUGGUUUAUGUUACUUGCGGUGGCUUCAGCUGUGGGCUUAGCCUCCUGCGAUUCCAACUACAACCACUAUCGCCUGCCAACGGCUAUUCGUCCCCAGAAGUAUCAGUUGAGCAUCUUGACCCUUAUGGAGCAUCCUCAAGAGUCUACAUUUAAUGGAACUAUGAAAAUCUUAAUAGAGGUCCUGGAAAACACCAGGAACAUUACGCUGCACUCAAAGGAUUUAACCAUUGAUGAGUCCCAGACAACUCUAAGCCAAGUCAAUGGAUCACAGAAGCAGGAUAACUGCGUAUCCUCCACUGCGGUGAAUCCCAACCACGACUAUUAUAUUCUAAACACAUGCCAGGAACUGUUGGCUGGCAAUGUCUACGAACUAACCAUGUCCUUUUCCGCCGAUCUGAAUGCGCAACUUGAGGGAUACUACCGUAGUUCCUACGAAGAUCCUGAAGCAAAUGAGACGAGAUGGAUCACCAUUACGCAAUUCGAACCAGCUUCGGCUCGUCUGGCUUUUCCCUGCUUCGAUGAACCCAACUACAAGGCUCCUUUUGUGGUCACAUUGGGACACCACAAGAAGUACAAUGCUCUCAGCAAUAUGCCAGUAAAGAAAACAAAGCCACAUGAAUCCCUCCCGGAUUACGUGUGGACUGAAUUCGAAGAGUCAGUGCCCAUGUCCACUUACCUGGUGGCCUAUUCCAUCAAUGAUUUCUCCCACAAACCUUCAACUCUGUCCAAUGGAGCUCUCUUCCGCACUUGGGCUCGACCCAACGCCAUCGAUCAGUGUGUUUACGCCUCGGAAUUUGGACCCAAGGUUCUUCAGUUUUACGAAGAGUUGUUCGGGAUCAAGUUCCCGUUGCCCAAGAUGGAUCAGAUUGCGGUGCCCGAUUUCUUUGCUGGUGCAAUGGAGAACUGGGGACUGGUUACCUACAGGGAGUCCGCCCUUCUCUUCUCACCAGAGCAUUCGGCGUUGGACGACAAACAGCAUACGGCGGAGGUGUUGGCUCAUGAAUUGGCCCACCAGUGGUUCGGCAACUUGGUGACCAUGAAGUGGUGGACGGAUCUGUGGCUGAACGAGGGAUUCGCCACCUAUGUGGCUACCUUGGGCUUGGCACACGUUCAUCCAGAGUGGCGUUCCUUGGACAAGGAGUCGGUGUCUAAUCUGCUGACGCUUUUCCGAAAGGACUCCCUGGAAAGCAGUCAUCCCAUCUCAAGGCCCAUUCAAUUGGUCUCGGAGAUAUUCGAAAACUUCGAUGCGAUCGCUUACGAAAAGGGAUCGUCAGUGAUACGGAUGAUGCACUUGUUCCUGGGAGAGGAGGCAUUCCGCUCCGGCCUGAAGUCUUACCUUCAGAUGUAUAAAUAUAAGAAUGCGGAACAGGAUAACCUCUGGGAAUCGCUAACCCAGGCGGCACACAAGAAUGGUGCUCUACCGAAGGACUUUGAUAUCAAAACCAUUAUGGACUCCUGGACUCUGCAAACAGGUUACCCUGUAAUCGACGUGACCCGUGACUAUGCAGCAGGAAGUGCGGAGCUCACCCAGGAGCGCUACCUUCUGAACACCGAGGUGUCCCGGUCCCAUAAUGGAGGAUGCUGGUGGGUGCCACUGAGCUACACCACCCAGUCAAAGCUGGAUUUCAACAACACGUCGCCCGAGGACUGGUUAGAGUGCAAUAAGGAUGGGCAGAGACUACCUAAAAAGAUCGGGAACCUACCAGGAGCCGACCAGUGGGUGAUCUUCAACACCAAGUUGUCGGCGCCCUACAAGGUGAACUACGAUGCCAAGAACUGGAAGCUUCUUAUUCGAACCCUGAACAGCAAGGACUUCGAAAGCAUCCAUUUGGUCAAUAGAGCUCAACUGAUUGACGAUGUCUUGUACUUCGCCUGGACAGGAGAGCAGGAUUACGAGACCGCACUGGGAGUGAUCGAGUACCUUCACAGGGAGCGGGAACUACUUCCUUGGAGAGUGGCUUUGGACAAUCUUAAGCUGCUGAAUCGAAUCAUUCGACAGACACCCAAAUAUGGCUCCUUCAAGCGGUUCAUUAAGAAGUUGAUUACCCCGAUCUACGAAGAUCUUAAUGGUAUCAACGACACCUUCAGCACUAUCCAGGAAAAGGAUCAGAUCCUGCUGAAAACAACUGUGGGAACAUGGGCUUGCGGUUACCAGGCUUCGGAUUGCGUGCCUCGGGCAGUGGAAUACUUCCGCAAGUGGCAGACGGAUCCUAAUCCCGAUGAGAAUAAUCCCGUGCCCAUCGAUAUCCGUAACAUUGUGUAUUGCACUGCGAUCGAACAUGGCAGUGACAAUGAUUGGGAGUUCCUGUGGUCGCGGUACUUGAAGGCGAACGUUGCAAGCGAAAAGCUUACCAUUCUGGAUGCUCUGUCCUGUUCGCAGGAGGUGUGGCUACUGCAGCGCCUCUUGGAGAUGACCUUCGACCCCAAGGGUGACAUCCGCAAGCAGGAUUCGGCUUGGGUCUUCACUUCAGUGGCUGCCAAUGAAGUGGGUUUCCUGUUGGCGAAGAAAUAUUUCAUGGACAACGUGGAGUCUAUCUACAAAUUCUACCAUCCUCUUCCCAAGGUUUUUUCUCGUCUGUUGCCGCCAUUAUAUGAGCAGAUCUUCAACCGGAUUGACUACAAUGAGUUCAAGGACUUUGUUGCCAAUUCAAGGGAUUCCUUCAAGGGUCUGGAGCAGGCGACCCAGCAGGCCCUGGAAAUAAUGCUAACCAAUGUGCAAUGGAAUGAGCGAAACUAUGCCAACUUUUCCAGCGCCAUUCGGGAGUUCCAUUAGGAAUAUAAAUCAUUUUUGAAGUUCCUUGAAUAAACUGAUAAAUAUCGAAUUAGUAGUGUUCAAUAAAUUGGGGUCGCCCUG